GGUCAUUUUAAAUACAGCGACACAACACGUGGAUGUUGGAACUUCGCGUAUUUCGCCUGAAACUAAGUCAUUUUAUUAGCUAUUUAACCUUUCAUGUAAGUUCAACAACAAAAACAAAGGACUAGUAUGGGCAAAAAGAAUAGAGGGAGACCUUCGAAGAAGUACAAGACGCAACAAAAAGGGAAAAAUGAGCGGCCAAAGAGCGGUCGAUCCGGCGGGGCCGACAGUGGAUUGGACUCGGGGAUGGAAUCGGACGUGGAAGGGACAAGCGUGGCACCAACUGAACGACAGCCCGGCAAGGUAUCGGUCGGUUUCCCCAAACUUGACGGUUACACAUCAGAUGCGGAGCCGGAUACCAGGGAACUCGUCAAGCAGAUGAACCGGAAGAAAAAGAAAUCGGGGGGUUUCCAGUCCAUGGGAUUGAGUCACCCUGUGUUCAAUGGAGUAAUGAAGAAAGGCUACAAGAUUCCAACUCCCAUACAGAGAAAGUGCAUCCCGGUCAUCAUGGAAGGCAAGGAUGUGGUUGCCAUGGCGAGGACGGGCAGCGGCAAGACGGCAGCGUUCCUCAUCCCGAUGUUUGAGAGGCUGCACCAGCGGUCUGCGCAGUCUGGCGCUCGGGCCCUGAUCUUAUCCCCGACACGAGAGCUGGCUCUACAGACGCUCAAAUUCGCCAAAGAGUUGGGAAGGUACACCUCCAUAAAGGCAGAAGUCAUUCUCGGCGGUGACAAACUGGACGAUCAGUUUGCGGCGUUACACGAGAACCCCGACGUUAUCAUCGCCACGCCCGGCCGCCUCCUGCACGUGCUUGUCGAGAUGGAGAUGAAGCUGAAGUCGCUGGAGUACGUCGUCUUUGACGAGGCCGACAGAUUAUUCGAGAUGGGUUUCGCAGAGCAACUCCGCGAGAUCCUGAACUCCUUACCCCAGCACCGACAGACCCUUCUCUUCUCAGCAACGCUCCCAAAGUCCCUCGUAGAGUUCGCCAAGGCCGGCCUGAACGAUCCCACGCUCAUCCGUUUGGACGUGGAAACCAAAAUAUCCGAUCAACUUCAGAUGUUGUUUUUCUUCCUGAGGCCGUCGGAUAAGAUCGCAACACUUCUUCAUCUGUUGCGGAAUGUCAUCGGGCCGGACGAAAUGACUGUUGUGUUUAUGGCCACUAAACAUCACGUGGAGUACAUAAAAGAGAUCCUUCUCAUGGCCGGCAUAGACUGCACCCAUACCUACAGCGACCUGGACCAAACGGCUCGCAAGAUCAACGUGGCCAAGUUUACGCACAAGAAGACAAGAGUCAUGCUUGUGACGGACGUGGCGGCCCGCGGUAUUGACAUUCCGAUGUUGGACAACGUCAUCAAUUACAACUUUCCUGGAAAACCGAAGUUGUAUGUGCACAGAGUUGGACGUGUGGCAAGAGCCGGCCGCAGUGGCCGUUCUUUUUCUCUGGUCGGUCCGGACGAGCUACCCUACUUGCUAGACCUUCAUCUUUUCUUGGGCCGAUCACUCAACCUGGCAUCUUCGCAGGAUACAGAAGUUAAAGAUAAUGACAGCGUUAUCGGGCGUGUCCCUCAAACCAUCAUCGACGAUGAGGAAGAACUCGUGACCCAUUUCCACCGGCAGUCGGUGGAUCUCGAGGGGCUUCAACGGGCCUGCCGGAACGCCGCAAAGCAGUACCUCAAGACCAGGCCUCACCCCUCUGUAGCAAGCCUCAAAAGGUCCAAAGGGAUGGCCAUGGGCGAGAGCGAGUACCAUCCCAUAUUUGGAAUCAAGGAAAAUCAGGUAGAAAACACGCGAGUGCAACUUGUCGACAACAUCAAGAACUACAAACCCAAAACAACCAUCUUCGAGAUUGCAACAUCCACAAAGAGCAUAGCACACCAGGUCAUGAAAACGAAGCGCCGUUUCCAUGGCGACAUUGUCAAGAAGAACAGGCAGAUACUCGGGUCAAAGGUCGAGGACAGCAGGCGUGGUCAGACAAACUCUGGGGCAACAGAGGCCCCAAGCACGGACAAGGAAAUUGAAGACGCCUUUUCCGCCAUCAUCGCACCAGGAAGCAAGAGGAAAUCGGAGAAAUACGUCAGCAGUGUCGCCAACCCCAAGAAACCAAAGAUGGAGAUCAAGACAAGCCAUCGCGACAAGGAUUAUUACAUCUCACAUUACGCACCGGACCGGCAAACUGAACAGGGGUUGAGUGUUGGGCUGACCUUUGACCAGCAGGCAGAGGGCGCACUUCUGGACUUGACGCAGGACGACCCACACGGCAUGAUCAAGCAACGGGGCCAGCUGAAAUGGGAGAGGAAGAAGAUGAAAUUUGUUAACGAGAUUGGCAGAGAAGGUCCGAAGAAGAUUAGAACAGAGAGCGGAGCACUGAUUCCUGCUUCCUACAAGAAAAACUUAUACAAGGACUGGUUGGAGAGAAGCAAAGCCGAUGCUGCGAUUGAGGCCACAGCUGACAGCGACGAUGAAGACGACGACGAAAAGAAGAAUCAAGCCAAAUUCUCCACACUGGGUCUCAGCCGUCACAUGAAAAACCGGCACAAAUCGUCCGUCAAGCCCACGGAAUCCAAAUACUCUGCCCCCCUCCCACGGAAGCGACCCUCAGGCCCCGCCCCCGGCAAGAAGGGAAAACGGGGGCCCAGGCAAGAAGUGAAGAGCCACGAGCAGAUUUUGAAGACGCGACGGACGAAGGAGAAGAACAAAGCGCGGAACGUCGGCAAGAAGCAACGACAGCAGUCCAUCCAGAAGAAGAUGGAGGGACGGCAAAAUACACUGAUGAAAAAGUCAAAGUUCAACAAGAGAAAGUAGACUUAAAAAUCUAGUCUCAUUUCAAGACCUCUUGAGGGUGUUGUCAGGUUUGUGCACAAGUGUCACUUGAAAGAAAAAAAACACAAAUGAGAUGGGAUGGUCAAAGUUCAACAAAAGAGUGUGUUGACUGGAAAAAAACCUGAGCCUAGUCUCAUUUCAAGAAUUAAUUAGGCACUGUCAGGUCUAUAUGUGAGUCAGUUGGAGGAAACAAUAUACGCUGAUGAAAAGGUCAGUGUUUAACAAAGGAAAAAAGACUAACAAUUCCUGAGCCUAGUCUCAUUUCAAGAAUUAAUUAGGCACUGUCAGGUCUAUAUGUGAGUCAGUUGGAGGAAACAAUAUACGCUGAUGAAAAGGUCAGUGUUUAACAAAGGAAAAAAGACUAACAAUUCCUGAGCCUAGUCUCAUUUCAAGACUCUUGAGGGCAUGAUCAGGUCUGUGAACAAGGUGUGGUUCAGUGUUAACAGAAAUUGUUGAUUGUUAAUUGUAAGUUGGUAUGUAUAACUGAACCUACAGUGGUGUGUGAUGUUUGUAUUGCUGUUUUUAACAGCAAAUGCAGAAAUAAAAUUUAGUAAAACAUGUGA
This is a messenger RNA of Patiria miniata (bat star), 3377 nucleotides long. RefSeq names its product ATP-dependent RNA helicase DDX54-like. NCBI's taxonomy places the organism in Eukaryota, Metazoa, Echinodermata, Asteroidea, Valvatida, Asterinidae. Gene Ontology annotation, cellular component: nucleus. Gene Ontology annotation, molecular function: ATP binding; RNA binding; RNA helicase activity. The coding region runs from base 127 to 2796 and encodes 889 amino acids. The transcript is spliced from 17 exons. The record is from RefSeq and is a predicted model, not a curated record.